This is a messenger RNA of Carcharodon carcharias (great white shark), 4926 nucleotides long. Its product is annotated as protein O-GlcNAcase. Bases 95 to 2719 code for a protein of 874 amino acids. The record is from RefSeq and is a predicted model, not a curated record. The transcript has 17 exons. Gene Ontology annotation, molecular function: beta-N-acetylglucosaminidase activity. Gene Ontology annotation, biological process: glycoprotein metabolic process. NCBI's taxonomy places the organism in Eukaryota, Metazoa, Chordata, Chondrichthyes, Lamniformes, Lamnidae.
CCUAUCUCUCUCUCUCUCCCCCCCCCCCCCCCCAACUUCCCUUUCCUGCAGUAGAGACCAUUGCUUGUUGGGAAACUGAGGUGCCAGGAGUCGAAUGGAGAAGAUGUUGCCUUUCAUCUGCGGGAUCGUGGAAGGUUUCUAUGGCAGACCAUGGUCAAUGGAACAGAGGAUGGUGCUGUUCAAGUGGAUGCAGGGGUGGGGUUUAAACGUUUACAUGUACGGCCCCAAGGAUGACCUGAAGCACCGGCUGUUAUGGAGAGAGACCUACUCGGUGGAAGAGUCAGCCCAGCUCAAGGCCUUGGUGUUGGGUGCUCAGGAGUGUGGAAUUGAGUUUGUGUACGCAAUCUCCCCAGGACAGGACAUCACCUUCUCCAGCUCGUGUGACCUGACCUUAUUGAAGCAGAAAUUGAGGCAGGUCAAAGGGUUUGGGUGCAUGGCCUUCGCCAUCCUGUUUGAUGACAUCGACCACGCCAUGUGCCCCACCGACAAAGAAGCCUUCAGCUCAUUCGCUCAUGCUCAGACGUCAGUGGCCAAUGAGAUUUACCGGUACUUGGGGGAGCCUCCUGUCUUCUUGUUCUGCCCCACUGAAUACUGCAGUUCCUUGUGCUACCCCAGUCUCAGCAAGUCCUGCUACCUGAAGGUCAUCGGAGACGACCUUCACCCUGGGAUUGUCAUCAUCUGGACAGGGACCACCGUUAUCUCCAAGGAGAUCACACCGGAAUCGGUGCAGGAGGUUCAGGACGUCAUCAAGCGCCGGCCGCUGAUAUGGGACAACCUUCACGCCAACGACUACGCCCAGAGACGGGUUUUCCUUGGGCCCUACAGAGGUCGGCCCUCCAGCCUGGUCUCCAAGCUGCAUGGGAUGCUGCUCAACCCCAACUGUGAACUGGAGGCCAAUUACAUCCCCAUUCACACCUUGGCCACGUGGUUCAGAUGUGGGAAAGGAACAGAAACGGAGGAUGGUGAGAAGGGCACUGAGUCAUGCCACCCAUACUGCCCCAACGAAGCCUUGAACUUGGCACUGGAUGACUGGGUGAAGGAAGUGAACAGACGUCUAUGCCCAAGUAGACAACUGCUUAAGGAGGAAGUGGAAGGACAGCUCAGGAGCAAACUCUCCAGUGUGUUCACCCAGAAUGGGAACAUUGAACCAAGGACCGAGAAGCCAAGUACGAGCACUACUGACUUACUGCCUCAGCGCAGCCCAACAAAAGAGCUGGAGUUGGGCAAGACCAGAGACGUCCCUUCCUUGUGUGAGCAGACCCAAGAAGGUCCAGAGAUGAGCCUUGGCCUUCGAUCAGUGACUGAGGUUGGUCAGGAGGCAGAAAGUGAGAAGACCGGGCCUGGGGAUUCUGAGAAAGAUGGCACAUUGCCAACUCCUGAGAAACAGGGAGUGGAGUCAGUGGGAACCGUUGACCUUGACCGCCCGAAGCCUUUGAGUGGGUCACCUGCUGGCAACGAGGGUUGUGGAGCGAUGGAGCGAGAUGGGGCCGAGGGUGGCCCAGAGCAGGAUGAAGGCGGGGAUCGCGUUUCUCCUGCAGGAAGGACGCUGCCCCUCACGGGCGCCUUGACGCUGGACGACUUGCGGCUGAUGGUGGACCUAUUUCACUUGCCCUAUGAGCACGGGGAGGAGACUGCUGGCCUCCUCCGUGAGUUUCACUGGCUUAAAACCAACAGUGACUUUGUGAGUGCAAACACCAAGAUGGAGUCGAAGAAGGCAGAGGAAUGGAGAUCCCGAUCGUGUGCGUUCCAGCUCGCCUGUGAUAGGAUCGUCCAGCUGUACCGACAGUUCAUGAGCAGCCCCAACAGGGCAAUAGUCUACGACCUUUACCCUUACCUCUGGGAUAUCAGGAACACGCUAUUGGUUGCCAAGGCAUUUAUUAUGUGGCUGGAUGGCAGAAUCGAGAGGGACACUUACUCAUUCAACUCUUGGAUGAACUGCUUCCAGUGGUGCCGAACUGGCAGCGCUCCUGUUGUCCUGGGAAUGGAAGGUGAGACCUGGAUCUACAGAGGAGGCCUCGCAGGAGAAUUCCAGAUGAUGCUGCCAGUCACCAGUAGCAAUGACCUCUUUAACCAGCCUCCUCCGCUCUUCCCCACUCUGAAGUCUUACACCAUUCGACCGUUCUUUCAGGAGGACAAGAACGCUCUGUACUCCAUGUGCAGGGAGAUGCACAACGCCAAGUCACAGGAGAAAGAUCAAGCAGAUGUUUACCCUGAUCUGAUUGGAGACAGGUACCUGGGCUGUUUCCUGACUCUGUGCCCCGACUACUGCUUCAUACUGGAGGAUGAGGAGGGGCCUUGCAGCUGUGCCUGUGGAGCCCUGGAGGUCCGGUCGUUCCUGAAGGGGUGUGAGGUAGCUUGGCUUCCUGCCAUGCAGGAGAAGUACUCCAAACCGACAGCCCUCAAUAACCUUACUCCCACACAGGAGCUGAAGAUGUUUUUCCACAACAAGAUACCCAGUUUUCCAGAUUCCUUACUCUACCACUUUCCCUCGCUUAUCCAAUUGAAUGUUCAGUCACAGAUGCUGGAUUCCAGUGAAGCCAGGAAUUUGGUUAUCUGCCUCAUGUCUGCACUAAAAGCUAAUGGUUCCCAGGGUGUAUUCUGUGAGCUGAAGGCCAGUAAGAAGCAGGAGUUGGAACUUUAUGUCAGUCUGGGUUUCCUGGAGCUGCCUGGAGCCGAGGUUUCCACCCCGGAGGGAGUUAUCUUCGGAAGACUACUGUAGGCCUCACUCGUUUACAGCUGCGUUUGGCAUCUCAUCCUCCUCAGCUUGGCCAGAGGCGGUUGUGAGAAUGUAGUCCCCUGUUUCGUUUGCACAUUUGCUGGUCACACUGAGGAGGUGGUGACUGAUUAUUAUGGGCCAUGUUUGGUUCUACUGUAAUGUUUACUGACAUUGCUUUCCUCUGUUGUGUUCGGGACAUUAGCCCUGUGAUUUAUAGAUGGUCUGAAUUAAAGACCUUCAUUGAUUUAGAAGGUCUAUUCAAUGCACCCCAGAGCCAUACUUAUCUGUUGGAGGUGGAUCUGGCGUGACCAAGGCUGAGUUAGGUUUCUCAAUGGUAAGGGAGUCGAAGCUUAUUGAAGAGCCCCAAGAGAGUGGAGGUGGAACCACAGUCACUUCAGCCUUCAUCUUAUGGAAUGGCAGAGCAGAUUUGAGGGCCCGGAUGGCUCAUUCUUGCUCCUGAUUCUUGAGUCCUUGUUUUCUCCCCACCGCUGCCCCAGCUACUGUAUCCAGCAAUGUGACUCCCUUCAUGUCCCUUGUCCAAUUUUGCCUUUGAGUCAGUCAGAGGGUCAGACGUUUACAUUUGGUUUCAGUGGAAUGGGUUCUCCAAGGAUGGAUCAUUUGCCUCUCCAGAUUACCAUCCAUGGAAUGUAGGAGCAGGAGGAGGCUAUUCAGCUCCUCAAACCUGUUUCUAAUGGAUCUUGGCUGACCUGCAUCUUAACUCUUUAACCGCCUUGCUCCUGUAUCCUAUAAUAUCCUUACUUGAUUCUGCUUAUCUGGGUUUUGAAAUGUUCAGCUGACUCACAGACUCAGCAGCUUUUUGGAGGUGAUGGGUGGGACAGAGAGUUCCAGAUUUCCACUACCCUAUGUGUGACUUCACCCCCUUUUAGCUAUGCAGUGGAAAUGAAGAUUUAACCCCGUGCAUUUCUAACUUGUAUCCCUGCGCUACAUCAACCAGUGGGCAGAAUGUAACAGCUAUCUAAAACCAGGAACCCGCCACUGAAACUACCAAUCCAAUCUCCGUUAGAUAAGAGUCCAGUGCUGUGUGAAAUAUAUUUUCAGACUGCAUUUCAGUCCUGGGUUCAUUUAACUGACAGUUCCUUUUACAAUCUCGCUGACUAAAUAUUCAACAACUGGGAUACCCGGGUAACCUAACUCAAAGAUAUGGAAGAUGACAGUGUUGAUGGGUUUGCCGUUACAUAGAAUGACAAAGUAUUUACACUAUAGACACUGGCUGCUCGGCCCAGAUAGUAAAUCCUGGUGUUAAUGCUUCACAAAAGCCUCCUCCCACCCCUCUUCAUCUCACUCUAUCAGCAUAACCUCAUACUCCUUUCUCCCUCACAUACUUAGCUGUCUUCUGAAAUGAAUCUAUACUGUUUGCCUCAGCUGCUCUUUGUGGUAGCAAGUUUCACAUUCUCACCGCUCUCUGGGUAAUGAGGUUUCUCCUGAGUUGGCGUAUCCUAGAACGGGACCCUGGUGCGAGGUCGGGGACCCUGUUGGAGGCCGGAGACCCUGUUGGGAGGUUGGAGACCCUGUUGGGAGGUUGGAGACCCUGUUGGGAGGCCGAGGACCCUGUUGGAGGCCGGAGACCCUGUUGGGAGGUCGGGGACUCUGUUGGGAGGUCGGGGACCCUGUUGGGAGGUUGGGGACCCUGUUGGGAGGUCGGGGAUUCUGGGAGGUCGGGGACCCUGUUGGGAGGGCGGGGAUUCUGGGAGGUCGGGGACCCUGUUGGGAGGUCGGAGAACCUGUUGGGAGGUCGGAGACCCUGUUGGGAGGUCGGGGACCCUGUUGGGAGGUCGGGGACCCUGUUGGGAGGUCGGGGAUUCUGUUGGGAGGUCGGGAACCCUGUUGGGAGGUCGGGGAUUCUGUUGGGAGGUCAGGGACUCUGUUGGGAGGUCGGGGAUUCUGGGAGGUCGGGGACUCUGUUGGGAGGUCGGGGAUUCUGUUGGGAGGUCGGGGACCCUGUUGGGAGGUCGGGGAUUCUGUUGGGAGGUCGGGAACCCUGUUGGGAGGUCGGGGAUUCUGUUGGGAGGUCGGGGAUUCUGUUGGGAGGUCAGGGACUCUGUUGGGAGGUCGGGGAUUCUGGGAGGUCGGGGACUCUGUUGGGGGGUCGGGGACUCUGUUGGGAGGUCGGGGACCCUGUUGGGAGGUCGGGGAUUCUGUUGGGAGGUCAGGGACUCUGUUGGGAGGUCGGGGAUUCUGGGAGGUCGGGG